GCUCGCGGAACUGGCCUACUGCGGCCGCUGGAGGUGGUCACUGGAUUUGGGCUGGGGGGCUGAGGCGAGAGGCCAUGCGGACGACGAGGGAGUCCAAAGGCCGCAGCCCGGCGCUCCUCCCUCGCGCAGCGGCGGCUCGGAGGCUGCUGGUGUAACCGCUGCCUUUGUUCGGAGCGCCUUGUUCCUCGCGUUGCCCUAGCCCCUCACGCCGCCGCGCUCCGGCCGGCUCGCCCUCGGUCCCCGAACCCUCCUUCGGCUCGUGCCGCGCGGAUGCGGCUGCGGGCCUGGACUUGGGCUUUGAGCGGGAGGAGGAGGAGGAGCAGCGGCGGCGCCCGGGCGGCAUGCGAUGGGGAACUGCUGCUGGACGCAGUGCUUCGGGCUGCUCCGCAAGGAAGCGGGGCGACGGCAGCGUGUAGGAGGCGGCGGAGGAUCCAAGUAUUUUAGAACAUGCUCAAGAGGUGAACACUUAACUAUAGAGUUUGAGAAUCUAGUAGAAAGUGAUGAAGGGGAGAGCCCAGGAAGCAGUCAUAGGCCUCUUACUGAAGAAGAAAUAGUCGACUUACGAGAGAGGCAUUAUGAUUCUAUUGCUGAAAAGCAGGAAGAUCUUGAUAAGAAAAUCCAAAAAGAGUUAGCCUUACAAGAAGAGAAGUUAAGACUAGAAGAAGAAGCUUUAUACGCUGCACAGCGUGAAGCAGCCAGGGCAGCAAAGCAGCGAAAGCUCUUGGAGCAAGAAAGGCAGAGAGUUGUGCAGCGGUAUCAUCCUUCCGGCAAUGGAGACUAUCAAAGUUCAGGACCAGAAGACGACUUUGAAUCUUGUUUGAAAAAUAUAAAGUCACAGUAUGAAGUUUUUCGAAGUAGUAGACUCUCAUCAGAUGCUACAGUAUUGACACCAAAUACAGAAAGCAGCUGCGACUUAAUGUCGAAAACCAAAUCAACCAGUGGAAAUGAUGACAGCACAUCCUUAGAUCUAGAGUGGGAAGAUGAAGAAGGAAUGAAUAGAAUGCUUCCAAUGAGAGAACGUUCCAAAACAGAGGAAGACAUUCUCCGGGCAGCACUUAAGUACAGCAGCAAGAAGACGGGAAGUAACCCUACAUCAGCCUCUGAUGAUUCCAACGGGCUGGAGUGGGAGAACGACUUUGUUAGUGCUGAAAUGGACGACAAUGGCAAUGCAGAAUAUUCUGGAUUUGUGAACCCUGUACUGGAACUGUCUGAUUCUAGCUUAAGCAUAAAGCAGCCUGUUGCAGACCAACAGAUUCGAUAGGAUAAAAUUGUGUAAUCCUGUUAUCAGUUAUGACCAAAUGUUAAAAAAAACCAACUAGAAUGUAUAAAUGUUGUGCUGAGCCUUUUUGUAAGGGGGAGAUAAGAAACCCUGUUGUAAAUGCUUAUUUUAUUAGAAAAGAGUAGGACUGAUAGGCUAGAUCUGAACUGCUUCAGAAUUAAGUGCAAUUUUAUCAUCUGCCUUCUGCUUUUCAAGACCAGCUUAAUGGUCUGUCAUGUUAUCGAUUCAGUUAUUUAACUCUUUAUAGCAUUGCUGUUUGCUCUUGUAUAUUUUCACAUUUAAAAAAAUCUUUUAUUUUACUUUGAAUGCUUUACUAAACCUAUUUCAUAUUUUCUAACUGUGAAAAUGACAAAGUAUUUUUUGUUAAUUCUCAGCAGAUGUGAAGGGGGCAUGAGGAGGGUGGUCAGGUUAUAUCUAGAAUAGUAUUCCCUUUCCUAGCAUUAGUUACUUCUGUGACUUCUUUAAAUUUUGAUAUCUAAUAGCACAAUUAACUUGAGUAGAUGACCAUAAGAAAUGCUGAAAUGUUGCUGUCUUUCUGCCUAUUGCAGAUCCUAGUAUGACGAUGUUGAUUCAGUCUGAACAAAAGAUAAUAUGAUAAAAAUAAACCUUCAGAGUUUGAACAUUUUAAGUUGAUAAUGAAAAAUAGUAUUUAAAAAUGUAUGUAUAUGUUAUUCACUUCCUUUUACACACCACUGUAUUGGCUUUAAAUUAAGUUUUUAGCUGUCAUUUUUUAAAAAUUUUCUGUAUUUCCAAUGAGUAAUCUUAGAAAGAUUUUACACAGAACAUAUCUGAAUAAUUUAAGAAAGGAAAACGUGAAAAGGUAAUACGGGUAUUUCAAAGUAAGUAAAAUCCUUUCUGGUAUGAAAGUUUCCAUCAAUUUUAUUACGUUUUCCUUUGCCUUGUAGUACAAAGUGUUUUAAUGGGGUGGAAUUAAGUAUAUCAAUAUAUGUAAAUGCAUUUUGUGAUAGACAAUUAACUUUUCCCUAAAAUUUAUGUAUUAAUAUGAAAGGCCAAGGAUAUAAAACACUCCCUAAUUGCUUUCCUUGAUUUGGCUGAUGAUCGAGUGUUGUUUUAGUUAAGCAAACUGCGUUUUGUUUUUCUUUAGUAUGUUUUUCUUUGCUUCUCUUGCAAGGGACACUGCAUGUUCUCAAAGACAUAGGAAGGUCCAGAUAUAAAUAGCAACUAAUGUUCUUGCUGUAAGUUAAAAAAAUCAUGUGGCCCUUUCAAUAUUUGAACUGCUAGGUAAUGACAUCUGUAGUUUUUGUCCUUUUUUAAUCUCAUAUAAAUAAAUAUGACACUUUAAUAUGUAAAUAUAGUACAUUAGGUAAUGCUGUUACUUAUAUCUGUCUUAAUUUAAGUUGUGGCUAUGUUGGUGGAAAUAUUUUAAAGGUACUCUAUACACAUUGCCUGUGUUAAUGCUUUGUAAAGUUUAUACACAUGAGAUGUAUAUUUUUGGUUUGGCACAAGCUACUACUGUAAUGUUUCUUGGGUUUUUGUUCAUAAAGAAUUUUCUGAAGGAAUGGUAACUUCUCAAGGAUUGUGAAUAAACACAUUUUUACAUUUAAAGAUAAUAAAGUA
Molecule: messenger RNA, 2857 nt
Organism: Castor canadensis (American beaver)
Lineage: Eukaryota; Metazoa; Chordata; Mammalia; Rodentia; Castoridae
Gene: Ap1ar
Product: adaptor related protein complex 1 associated regulatory protein
Biological process (GO): negative regulation of substrate adhesion-dependent cell spreading; negative regulation of cell motility; regulation of Arp2/3 complex-mediated actin nucleation
Cellular component (GO): endosome
Molecular function (GO): kinesin binding; AP-1 adaptor complex binding
Source: RefSeq, a predicted model, not a curated record